Molecule: messenger RNA, 7146 nt
Organism: Beta vulgaris subsp. vulgaris (sugar beet)
Lineage: Eukaryota; Viridiplantae; Streptophyta; Magnoliopsida; Caryophyllales; Amaranthaceae
Exons: 4
Coding region: 496-7032 (2178 amino acids)
Biological process (GO): tRNA methylation
Cellular component (GO): cytosol
Source: RefSeq, a predicted model, not a curated record
UCUAUUAUAUAAGGCAAGACAUGGGGGACACCAAAAAAUAAAAAAAAGGAAUAAAAGAAGAAAAGAAAAGAAGUAACUAACUGUUUCAUUUGAAUGGAAAAGGCGGAAAAGUAAGACAUUUAAAUUGAACAUUAGCUUUUUGAGAAAGAAAAAUAUAAAAACAGUUUUUUACCCAAUUAAUUUUAUUUUUACUUUAUUUAUUAUCACACAUAAUCGCACGCGUGCAUGUAAGACUAGUUUACUCACACUUCUCUCCCCUAGUAAAAUAAGAAAAGAUUUAAAAUAUAAAAAAUGCUUCCCCCUACGUUGUAGUCGGGUUUAAACUCCAAAUGUUGCAUCUUUUCUAGGGUUUUUGCCAGUAUUCCUCGCCAACUGAUAACUACAAGAAUGAAUGGCGAGCUUUUCAACUAUUUGGUGACGAUUUCUCUCUCUUUCUUUCUGUUUAGCCGUUAGUGUUGCAUACCCAAUUUAUAUUUUACUGUUAUCAAUUCAAAUAUGUCAGCAAAAUGGCGAGCUUUGCAACAUCGCCAUCGUUAUACAUACAGUGCUGUCAUUUUUCCACAAUCUUACAUUGAUUCUUUAACCCAGUUACAUCCUCAUGAUUUGUCUCAGAAAUUAUGCUCUGAACUAACUUUACUUGCUUCUCUUAAUUCCAUCUAUGCCCAAGUUAAUCAUGUGAACAAGGUGACAACUUCAUUUAAUGAUUUGUUGUUAGGAACUGAUGAUGAAAACUUAGUUUUGAUAGCAUCGAAAUUGUACUUAGAACUGUUAUUUCUUGAGAAUUCACUACCUUUGCAUAGGACUUUGUUGUCGGUUCUAUCAAAGAACCGGAAAUUUUGGGUUCUGAUUGGUGGGUGUUUUCGGGUUCUUUGUGAGGAGUUUGGUGUGUUAUGUGGCAAAGGGAAGCGAUUUUGUGUGUCACGGGCGGCAUUGUCCAUGAUGAGCACCCCGAAGUUGGGGUAUUUAGUGGAUGCUGUGGAGGAGUGUUGUAUGUUGGUUGCUUUAGAUAUUGUUACUGGGUUAAAUUAUGUGGUUGCGGAGACGAAUGAGAAGGCAAGACCUUCACCCCUUGUAAUGGAGCAAUGCCAAGAGGCUUUGUCUUGUUUGUAUUAUUUACUUCAGCGGUUUCCCUCGAGGUUUACCAAUGCGGGAUGUGCUCAGAAUGAGAUGUUGCCUAAAAGUUCUAGUCUUUCAGAAAUGAUUAUUGGAGUCAUUUUAUGUAUACUGCAAUCAUCUGCUUUUUCGAGGGACUGUUUUGUGGCAGCUGGUGUGAGUUUCAGCGCUGCACUUCAGGUGUUGCUUAGUCCUCAGGAGCUUGGUUAUCUCAUUUUUGAAGGUGUUUUUGAAAGGAAAAUAUGUUCUUUGCUAGGUCAUUCUGAUAUUGAAUACAAGAAUGCUGUAAGUAAGAUUCCUUAUAAUGGGGAUUUGUGUUUGACACUGCGAACUUUUUCUCCAUUGAGUAGACUCUGCUUCAUAAGAGGAGUCCUAACUGCAGUUUCAAGAAACGUGCUCAACUUUCGUUUUGUUGUAGAAAUAGAGGGAUCCAACUGUAGUGGCGCUGAUGAAAAUGGUAAGAGAUGUUUGCAGAGUAUAUUAUAUGAUUGUAUAUUGCCUGAGCUUUGUAAGUAUUGUGAGAACCCGAGUGAUAGCCAUUUCAAUUUUCAUGCUUUGACGGUGCUGCAAAUCUGUUUGCAACAGAUCAAAACAUCAAUCUUGGCUGAUCUUGUUGAUCUGACAACUGAAUUUGAUCCAAUCCCAGAGGAUUUAGGAGCUCGUGUACUAAGAAUUAUAUGGAAUAAUUUGGAAGACCCCUUAAGCCAAACUGUGAAACAAGUUCAUCUUAUUUUUGAUCUUUUCCUAGACAUUAAGGCCAGUAUCUAUCGAGGGGAUGGUUAUGUAAAUAUGAAUACAUUCCUAGUGAAGAUUACAUCUGAUAUUCUUUGUCUUGGUGCGCGAUGUAAAGGCAGGUAUGUUCCUUUAGCUUCUCUCACUAAGAGGCUGGGAGCCAAAACUGUCCUUAGCAUGAGUCCCAAUCUCCUAUAUGAAGUAGUACAUGCAUACAUUGAUGAUGAUGUCUGCUCUGCAGUCACAUCAUUUUUGAAGUGUUUCCUUGAGUGCUUGCGAGAUGAGUGCUGGGAUAGUAAUGGCAUUGAAAGAGGGUAUGCGGUAUAUCGAGGUCAUUGUUUGCCUCCAUUUCUAUAUGGACUUGCUUCUGGAGUCUCUAAGCUGCGGUCAAAUUUGAACACAUAUGCUUUGCCAAGUUUACUUGAUGUGGAUGUGGACAGCAUAUUUCUUAUGCUUUCCUUCCUUUCCAUUGGUGUUGGAGUUGACACUGGUUUGGUUUCUCCCGAAUUGAGCUGUUUGGAUGUUGCAUUUGAUAUUGAGCAGAAAGUGGCUGUUUUGGUCUCUCUGCUUAAAGUAUCUCGAUCACUUGCACUAUUUGAAGGGGAUAUUGAGUCAUGUCAUAAAACUGCAAUUCCACUAGAAGAGGACACUAUGGAGGAAGAACAAGCUUUAAUCUAUAUGAAGGGGAUUGAGGUGAAACUUCCAGCUGAGUGGCUUGCUUUGGCAUUGACUCAUGUAGAUGAGUCACUUCGGGUAGAUGCAGCUGAAUCACUUUUCUUGAAUCCUAAGACAGCCAGUCUUCCUUCCAACUUAGAACUCAAUCUGAUGAGAUUAUCAGUGCCUCUGAACAUGAGAUGUUGCUCAACAGCUUUCCAGAUGAAGUGGGCCAGUUUAUUCAAGAAGUUCUUUUUGCGGGUUCGUACAGCAUUAGAGAGACAAAUCAAACUGGGAACCUGGCAACCAUCUGAUUGGGGGAAGAAUAAUAUAGCUUCUGUGUGUAAAAGUGGUGAUGAGUUAAUUGUUAGUCGAGCAGACAGCCUGUACGAGUUCAUGAAAUGGUUAAGUUGCUUUCUAUUUUUCUCGUGUUAUCCUUCUGCUCCUUAUGAGAGAAAAGUCAUGGCAAUGGAGCUAAUUAUGAUAAUGGUUAAUGUGUGGUCAAUAGUACCUCCAUUGAAAGAAAAUUGCGAUUUUCUAUCAAUUGAAAAUCUGUAUCUGUUUAGCGAAGGACUAACUAGACCUGAUUCAACAAUGCUAUUAGUUGGCUCAAUAGUUGAUAGUUGGGAUAGGCUGCGAGAGAGUUCUUUCCGCAUACUACUAUCAUUUCCCACACCUCUCCCUGGAAUCUCAAAUGAGCAGAAGCUGCAAGAAGUAAUAAUUUGGGCUAAAAAGCUAGCUUGCAGUCCAAGAGUCAGAGAAAGCGAUGCUGGGGCUUUGGCUUUGAGGCUUAUUUUUCGCAAGUAUGUCUUGGAGCUUGGCUGGAUUGUUGGAGCUUCAGUCAAUGUUACUUGCCAUAAGUCGGGGUCUGGUCUCUCAAAUGGAGAAUAUCAAAUUCCUAAAUCCAGGUUCCCGAUUAUUGCAUAUAUUAACUCACUUAUAGAUUGGUUGCAAGCUAUUGUGGAAGAAGGAGACAAGGAUCUAUUGGAAGCCUGCAAGAAUAGCUUUGUUCAUGGCGUUUUGCUUACUUUGAGAUAUACUUUUGAGGAAUUAGAUUGGAACUCUGAUGUACUCACUUCAAGCAUUCCUGAGAUGAGAGAUGCAUUAGGGAAGCUCCUGGAGCUGGUGAUGCGGAUAACAUCACUGGCACUUUGGGUGGUUUCUGCUGAUGCUUUGUCUUUGCCUCAAGACAUGGAUGACAUAGAAGAAGAUAGUUUUCUCUUGGAUAAUACAGCUGAAUUAGUUACAGCUUCAUCUGAACUUGGACAUGAGGCAAAAGAUCUGAAGGGCGAGGAAAGUGCUAGACCAACGGAGCAGAUUGUAAUGGUUGGAUGUUGGCUUGCGAUGAAAGAGAUUAGUCUUCUACUUGGAACGAUCAUACGGAAAAUUCCCUUGCCAAUUGCCACAUCUUCCAUUGGUGAAGAAACUGAGAGUAUGGCAAUGGAUCAGUUGAUGCCCAUGUCUGAUGCAGUUCUUGACGUGAACCAACUGGAGGUCAUUGGGAACCACUUUUUGGAAGUUCUUCUCAAAAUGAAACAUAACGGUGCUAUCGAUAAAACCAGAGCCGGAUUCACUGCUCUUUGCAACCGUUUGCUCUGCUCUGAUGAUUCAAGGCUUUGUCAGCUGACAGAAUCUUGGAUGGAACAGCUUAUGGAAAGAACAGUGGCCAAGGGACAAACAGUGGAUGAUUUGCUAAGAAGAAGUGCAGGUAUACCUGCUGCAUUUAGUGCCUUCUUUCUCUCAGAGCCACAAGGUGCACCAAAAAAGCUGCUCCCACGGGCACUGCGCUGGUUGAUAGAAGUCGCUGGUGGAUCAUUGCUGGACCAAGCUGAAUCGACUAUAGGUGAUACAUCGUGGAAUGAAAGAACUGCAAUAUCAGAUGGAGAAGAUGCCUCUAUGCAAACAGAUGAUAUUAUUGAAAACUUAACAUCUGCGAAGAUUCGUGUUGAAGGUGUUAUACCAACUGUGCAUGCUUUUAAUGUUCUCAGAGCAGCUUUUAAUGAUGCCAACCUAGCAACUGAUACAUCUGGUUUCUCUGCUGAAGCCAUGAUAAUCUCUAUACGUUCAUUCUCUUCUCCACAUUGGGAAAUUCGUAAUAGUGCAUGCCUUGCUUACACAGCCUUGGUUCGUCGAAUGGUUGGAUUUCUAAACGUACAUAAACGAGAAUCUGCAAGGCGUGCUAUUACAAGUUUAGAAUUUUUUCACAGGUAUCCGUCAUUGCAUUCAUUUAUAUUCAGUGAACUAAAAAUUGCUACCGAUUUAUUACAAGUUGGGCAGUCAAAUUCUAAUCUGGCCAGUAUUGUGCACCCAAGUUUGUGCCCUGUGCUGAUCCUUCUAUCGAGGCUUAAGCCUUCACCAAUUGCAAGUGAAGCAGGAGAUUGCUUGGAUCCUUUCCUAUUCAUGCCAUUUAUUCAGAGGUGUUCAACUCAAAGAAAUAUGCGUAUUCGCGUACUUGCUUCAAGAGCGCUGACAGGUCUGGUUUCUAAUGAGAAAUUGCAUCUGGUUCUACUUGAUAUUGCUUCUGGAUUGCCCAAUUCUGUAAAUCAAACAGAACCUACUCAAACUUAUCGUGCAAGCUCUUUUAACGCUAUUCAUGGGACACUCUUACAAUUAAGUGCCCUAUUAGAUGGCAAUUGCAGAAACCUUGCCGACUUUUCGUUGAAAGAAAUUAUUCUCAACAACUUGAUCAAGAUACUUCAUAAUUGUUCAUGGAUUGGAAGUCCUAGAUCUUUGCCGUGUCCCAUUCUCAAUGCUUCUUUCCUCAAGGUACUCAAUGACAUGCUCACAAUUGCUGGAACAUGCCAGGCAGGCAAUAAUUAUGAUAUCAUAUGCAGCUUACUUUCAGAUUUAUCUUCCGAGUGCUUGGGUGUAGAAUCUGAAUUAUCAUUCCAUGAUCCAACUUCUAUCGAACUCCGGAAACAAGCUGUAAUGUCAUACUUACACUGUCUCUAUCUAUAUGAAGAACAUGCUGAAGAAGUGAUUCCAAUGCCAAAUCAGUUGUCUGCUGCCAACAUAGUUAAGGCAAAACCUCUAGCUAAUAAUGGAUUUGAUGGUGUUGAGGAGAAACUUGCCUGUUACAUGUCAGAUGCUUCAUAUGAAGUACGUCUUACAACAUUUAAGUGGCUUCUCCAGUUUGUUAAAACUGCUGCAAUAGAAGUGGGUGAUGAUCAAGAUGGCAGUGAGGUUGCAAUAAUUGCUCACUGGGCUAAGGCUAAUCUACAAACAACUUUGAUUAGACUCUUGUCCUUUGAAACUAACCAUAAAUGUGCCUAUUAUAUUCUUAGGAUUAUUUUUGCUUGGAACCUGUUGCAGUUUCAAAGAGCAAGUAAUAAAAUACUCGGCAACACUAUAUAUAUUGGAGAGAUGGAUUUUGAGUCAAUUUUGCUAUUUUGGAAUAGAUUGGUUUCCAUACAUGAUUCUGCAAGACAUACAAAAACUGUGGAAAUACUCAUAUGCUGCUUUGGAUUGUGCGUAAAGCGCUUUGCAAGCUUUCUUAGGUGCAUUCUUCCUGUAAGCAAUAAGAAAACGGAAGAGCUAAAUAGAUGCACCAUCUUAUGCAAAUGGAUAAAACAUUAUGUUUGUCUAAUCAAGCAAUAUAGUGAUGCAUCACAGCAGGUAAACUUGCGCAAGGCCGCUGCAGAAUCAGUUGUAGCAUCUGGGUUAUUGGAACAGGCUGAAUUUAUCAGCGCAUAUGUGAACGAUGGCAGUGAGCCACAGGAUUCUGUCAACAUGUUUGCUUUUCUGAUAUUGGAUAUCUGGUUCACAUGCGUCACAUUGUUGGAGGAUGAGGAUGCUUUCAUUAGAAAGGAGCUUGCAUUGGAGGUGCAAAAGUGUUUCCCUCCAAAGUUUCGGUGCCGUUCUCUUGCAGUUGUGGUUCCUGCUCAGGUGGAAAAAGUGAUCGAGUUGUGUGUUGAGUUCCUUUCAUCCAUCUAUGGCCACUGGGACAGGUACUGUGAUUAUCUCUUGAGGUGGAUCUCAGAUGCUGCUAGCUGUGUGGUGUCUGACGGUGAUCUUGUGCGACGGGUUUUUGACAAGGAGCUUGAUAAUUAUCAUGAAGAGAAGUUGCUUAUCUGUCAAAUUUGCUGUUAUAAUCUGGAGAAUCUCAAGCUUUUACAGACCCUAGGACCCAAAUUACUCACUUCAUUGACGUCAUGGAGAAACCACUUCUUCCGCCAGUUGCUGUCUUUUGCUAGUGCCUAUAUGGAGAAGCUUGAAGGAGCAGAGUGGAUAGGCGGCGUUGGAAACCACAAAGAUACUUUUCUGCCUUUAUAUGGAAAUCUUCUUGGCUUUUAUGCCCUUUCAAAGCGCAUUUUGAAAGAAGAAAGUGAAGAUGGCAUGUGUCUUCUCUUGGAUGUUGUUGAAAUAGAGAAGUCCAUCAGACCAUUUCUUAAGAACCCUUUGGUUUGUAACUUGUACAUCCUAGUUGUCAGAUUACUUGAGGAAAAGGUUGCAUCGGCAAACUAUUUGAUUUCUCAAUUGCUGAAUGGUUUUCAGAUUUGGGACGGUUUUAAUCCCUAUUUCUUACUCAGGUGACGGCUAUUCCUGCUUAAAAGAAUACCACUUACCCUGAAUUUUGAUGUCAAUAUAGCUGUUAUAGACACUUAAAUUUUGAAAAUUAAUACAAGUUUUGUUCAUUGUUUAAAUUAA